Molecule: messenger RNA, 441 nt
Organism: Pyrus x bretschneideri (Chinese white pear)
Lineage: Eukaryota; Viridiplantae; Streptophyta; Magnoliopsida; Rosales; Rosaceae
Product: probable CCR4-associated factor 1 homolog 9
Exons: 1
Coding region: 1-441 (146 amino acids)
Cellular component (GO): P-body; CCR4-NOT core complex; CCR4-NOT complex
Molecular function (GO): poly(A)-specific ribonuclease activity; nucleic acid binding
Source: RefSeq, a predicted model, not a curated record
AUGAAGAACGUCGAGAUUCGACGCAUUUGGCAACAGAAUUUGGAAACCGAGUUUUCUCUAAUUCAGUCCAUGAUUCGUUACCACCCUUUUCUCUCCAUAGACACUGAAUUCCCGGGCACGGUUUUCCAAUAUUCCGAUUCCUACACACCCUUAACCCUGGCGUCCAAAUAUGAGCUCAUGAAGGCCAGCGUCGACAACACCAACAUAAUCCAGUUAGGGCUAAGGCUCUCGGACAACAACGGAAACCUACCCUGUUUUGGCACAAAUAGCUGCUACAUACGGGAGUUCAACUUCAGGGACUUCGAUGUCGAACGUGACCUUCAGAACACAAGUUCGAUUCGGUUGCUUAAUGUGGAUAUGGCUUGCAAGAGUCUACUGAUUGCAUUUAUUAAUGUGGAUAUGGCUUGCAAGAGUCCCAUUUGUGAUGGACUCAUAAACUAG